Molecule: messenger RNA, 13176 nt
Organism: Dunckerocampus dactyliophorus (ringed pipefish)
Lineage: Eukaryota; Metazoa; Chordata; Actinopteri; Syngnathiformes; Syngnathidae
Gene: cilp2
Product: cartilage intermediate layer protein 2
Exons: 10
Coding region: 5961-9707 (1248 amino acids)
Source: RefSeq, a predicted model, not a curated record
ACUACAAGUCGACUUAUAUUUGGGUCUAAUGACUUAUCCCCAUAAGAGCCAGAGCUUUUCUUCCUGCCACUCACACACACCAGUAACCUGGAGCUCUGCAGCAUCAUGACUAUGAUAUCCUUUUUUCUUUUUUAUUGCAAUGUACCAGUUCUUAUUUCAUUGUUAUCCAAAACCCAGUCCUUUUUUUCCCUUGAUUUGUCACGCCAGGUGUUUGCCUGGACCCCAGACGCAGAGGCAAGAAGCAGGUGAGGUGAAACACAAUGUUUGAAUAAUUUCCGCAGGUUAACAUGAGGCGAUGGCUAAAAACGGUUGCACCAUGAAUAAGCAAACACCAAAAAAACCCUGGCGGAGGCAGGUAGCUACUGGGCACACCAAAGGUUAGCAAAAGCAAAAGUCUUAGUGGAUAAGACGCAGCACAUGGGGGACUUGGGUGAAUAAUCCAGCGUCUAACAGCUGGCAGCACUCAGCCUAAGUAGAUGGGAGAUGAUCAGAGUCAGGUGUGACCAGUAGCUCCGCCUCCAGCCAGGAGCAGGGGAUCUGGAGAGACAAAACAAAGGAGAAGGCAGGGAAACAAAACAAGGAAGCGUGCAGGUAACAUGAUUUUGUCUUAAAAUAUGUUUUUUUUUUAAAUGGUCCUUGAAAAAGAGGUUUUCUUAUAUACAGGGGCAUCCUGACGUAUAGUCUGGUCAAUACAGUAUACAGGUGGUCCUCGCGUUACCAAUGAGUUCCUUUCCUAGACUGUGACGUAAGUUGAGUUUUAGUAAGUUGGGAUUGGUGGUCUUGUCUCUGAGCUUUUUAUGACCAUUUUCAAUUCCAUGGGGGUGGCUUUCCUUUUCUUUGCAGAUAAGCAAGGUUAUUCUUUCUUAAACCAAGGACCACCUGUAGAUAUUUUUGUUGCUGUCAUGUUUAUGUUUCUGUACUAGCUUGUAGUUGCUUACCUGCAUUUUGGUUGCAUGAAAGUUGUUUUAAGUCAAUGGUGUCCAAAGUGCAGCCCAGGGGCCAUUUGCAGCUCACAGCUUAUUUUUGAUUGGCCUGCGGCACAUUGUAGGAAUAACAUUAAACCAAAGAAAGCCCGGGAAAAAUGGGAACAACAGAGGCACAAUGGAAAGAGAAGAAGCUGAAAUGUCGAUAUUAAUAACUAAUAAUAACACAAAGCUUUGUCUUCUGCAUCCUUUGAUUUUCAUUUUUCACUUUUGAUUUUUAUGUGGCCCGGAAAAAGUUUGGACACCUCUGUUUUAAGUGUUCAGCAAAUGUAAGCAAAAGUGAUACAGGAUAUGUGUCGCUUGACAGUAAAUGUAAAUAGUAAAAAAAGAAAGAAAAGAAAUAGUUAAAUAUACUAAAAACUGAACUGUAAUUGGGAAUGAACCCCUGCAGUGUGAAUCCCACCAUUUACCAUUUUUUUUUAUUGAUUCCUAACUGGGUUCGAUUUGGCAAUAAACUGGCAUGAUCAGCCGAGAAGCAGCUCCAGACAAAGGAAGACCUGUCAUUAGGGAGCUCAGAGCUGCUGGUUUCAAUAACCGAGUAAAACUCUUUAAUUGAGUGAGCUCAUUGUUGUUUAUGUUCAAACAGGAGCCUAAUUUGAAUGCUAAUGCACUAAAUCCAACUGUGUUCAUGUCUGAGCGGGUGUUAAAAAAAAGUAGGAAUGUCAUAUUUCCACUACUCGGUGGUAUUAAACUGUCAGCUGACAACCUUUUUUGAGAAAUAUGUCUGAACAGCCUGCGGUGCUGCUUUAAUGCCUGUCAGGAAACAAGAGAUUUUUGCACUCCAACAUUUAUAUUUUUUGCAAAAGAAUACUUUAGUAACAAGCUUUGGUUGUCAGCUGCCUGAGGAAUUCAAUGGCUGACCGUCGCAUGCAGAAUACUUUCAUGAUGACAACUGAGGUGUAUGACAGAGAACUUUAAACAAUUCCAACAUCUAACUAUAUGAUUAUGGUGUCUAUUGUCGGAAGGAGGCCCAAUUAGGGUGUCGCCAGAACAUUAACACUGCAAUUGGUGACCAGUGUAAACAUGACCUCACGUUGAAUAAACAAAGUACACAUGGAGCUAAGUCAUCUGCAAUCCAGAUAGCUGGAAGGCACCGGGAUGAGUGGCUUUGUUUACAAAAUUCUGGUACUGGAUAGUAAAAAGGCCUCGUCAUAGCUUUGGGCUGCUUACACAGGUGGACUUUGGUAUGUUGGAGUCAUCACAUUCAAUGUAAACAACAGCAUUAUGUUUUAAUAAUGGAAUACAUCUACUGUGAAAAUUAGUUAAUGUUUAUUAUAAAUAUAUGACUUGUGUAUUGACAUUAUUUGUUUCUAAACCCGAACAUCAGACAUUUUGGUCUUAUUUAGGCACCAAGCUAAAUGGUAAAACAUCUAAUAUUUAAAGAUCUAAUAUUUAUUUAAAAUUUAUUUAUUGUAUAACAUUUUUAAUCCCCAUAUCAGAGUAACACGGAUAAAUGAAUGUCAUUUUUGCAAUAGCCGAGGCUUUUGCAAGCUACAUUCCUUAUUAUUUGCACUUUAUGUGUCUUACACAAGCACAUUACACAUCACUCAUAAUCGCGUUGUGUCUUGGCCUUUGUGAUAUCAUACCACUCCUCCCUGAAUCACCCCCUUAUUGUGGUGGAGGGGUUUGAGUGCCUGAGUGAUCCUAGGAGCUACUGUAUGUUGUCCGGGGCUAUAUGUCCCUGUAGGGUUUCCCAAGGCAAACAGGUCAUAGGUGACAGGCCAGACCAAGAGUGAUUCAGAAGACCCUAUGAAUAAAAACACAAGGAGGGACCGUACCCGGAAGUGGGAUAUUGGGGCCUCACCCUGGAGCACAAAGGUCUGGUGCAAUGUGCUUUGGGUGGCGGUUGAGGGCGAGCGCCUGGGUGACCUGGUCUUCGGCGGCCAAAUCUGGUUCUUCUCUGGUGGGGAAGGAGCCCGAGCUUGUUGGAGAGGUUGGACAUUCGGACUGGAUAUAGUCUGACUCACCUCGACCCACAGUUUGGGUUCUGGAACCAAACUACUCGAGAGUGGUUGGACCUUGUUCUAAUCUAGAGUUGCUGCAGGGGAGAGGAGGCGAGCUGGUGUGGUUUAUUAAUAGCCCACCGGCUCGGUGCCUCUGUGUUGGAGUCAUCCCCAGUGAACGAGAAGGUCACUUAGCCUAUGCCUUCAGGUUGGGGAAAGGGUCCUGAGUGUCAUUUGUGUGUACGCACACACUAAAACUAUAAAACUAAUACUAGAGUCCUACGCAGAACACACAACCUCAUCAAGGACAGCACACAUCCACAACACUCAUUAUUCACACUCCUACCGUCAGGCAGACGCUACAGGAGUUUGAAGUCCAGGACCACAAGGCUGGCAAACAGCUUUUACCCACAGGCCAUCAGGCUUCUCAACGAAGCACUCACACACGCCGCACGCAACACACGCACACACUCAUAGCACUUUAUUUAUUUAUUUAUUUAUUUAUUUAUAUCUGUAUUAAUGUCUCUUCUGUUGUUGUUGCUUAAUUUAUUGGUAUAUAUGUUUAUGUGUUUGUUUCUUAUGUUCUUAUUCUUUCUUGUGUUUUCUUUCUUUUCUUGGGAGAAUGAACAGAAUAAGAUUUUCAUUGCAUGGUAUAACUGCUGUUUUACCAUGCACAUGACAAUAAAACUCUCUUGAAUCUUGAACGCGGACAGUUCCAUUACCGUGGCUGAGGUAUCUGGGGUAGUCAAAACACUCCGCAGUGGCAAAGCUCCGUGGGUGGGGGACUGCAUUGGCUGACCCAUCUCCUCAACAUUGCGUGGAAAUUGGCAACAGUACCUCUGCAUUGACAGACCAGGGUGGUGGUCCUCAUUUUCAAGAAGGGUGUGAGUGGAAGGUGUGUUCCAACUACAGUAUAGGAGGAUCACACUCCUCUGCCUCACUGGGAAAGUCUGUUCCAGGGUGCUGGAGAGAAGGGUACAACCUUUAGUCGAACCUCGGCUACAGGAGGUGCAAUAUGGUUUUCGUCCCGGUCACGGAACACUGAACCAGCUCUAAGCCCUUAGGAUACUGGAGGGUAGAUGGGAGUUUGCCCAAUCGGUCUACAUGUGCUUUGUAGAUUUGGAAAAGGCAUUCAUCAACCGUGUCCCUCGCAGUGUCCUUGGGGGGGUGCUCCGGGAGUACGGGAUUGGUGGCACGGUACUACGUGCCAUUCGGUCCUCAUACAACCGGAGCAGAAGCCUGGAUUGUGUUGCCAGCAGUAAGUUCAGCCUGUGUCCGGUGAACAUUGGCCUCCAGUUUUGGGGGCCUUAGGCUCUUGUCUUUGCUAUUCGCAGACGAUGUAGUCCUGAUGGCCUCAUCGGGCUCAGCACCUCCAAAUCCAAGGCCAUGGUUCUCAGUCGGAAAAGGGUAGAUUGCACCCUCCGAGUUGGGAUUGAGGUUUUACCGCAGGUGGAGGAGUUCAAAUAUGUUGGGGUCUUGUUCACGAGUAAGGGAAUGUUGGAGCGUGAGGUCAACAGGCAGAACGGCGCAGCAUCUGCACUGAUGCAGUCGCUGUACCGGACUGUUGUGGUGAAGAAAGAGGGGAAAAAUGGGCCGUGACCGAAAGUGUGACAUUGCGAAUACAAGUGGUUGAAAUGAGUUUCCUCUGUAGGGUGGCUGGACUCACCCUAAGAGAUAGGGUGAGGAGCUCUGUCAUCCAGGAGGGGUCAGACUAGAGACUAGACUGGCAUCUAGUCUAUAGAUGCCUCCCGGACGUCUCCCUGGUGAGGUGUUCCGGGAAUGCCCAGCCGGGAAAAGGCCCCGUGGCAGACCUAGGACCCGCUGGAUGGAUUAUGUCUCACAGUUGGCCUGGGAAUGUCUUGGUGUCCUCUCGGUAGAACUGGACAAAGUGACCAGGGAGAGGUAAGUCUGGGCUUGCCUGCUUGGGCUGCUGCCCCCGCGACCCAACCUCGAUUAAAUGGUAGAAGAUGGAUGGAUGGAUGUUUCAGUGCAGCGACUCACGUCAAUGUCCAACCACUCCUGGCUCCGACAUCCACCUACACGUAACUCGGAACAGACAUGUAAGCAAGGCCCCAACAAACUGCCAUAGCCAAAAGUCUUGCCGUCUUCCUUCUUAACCUCCUACGUGAAAUAAUUUGGUAAAGAAAAUGGUGACUCCGGUUGCACAAAAUCCUUAAAAAAAUCACUUCCCAGCCACAUUGCGUUCAUAUUUUACACAAAUACAAGUCACAUUUUUUUGGUAAUCUGAACAACUACAUAAAAAAGUGGGAUUUUAAGAAAAAAUCUCAAUUGGGCAUCAAGCCUAGAAGAUAGCCUAACUGUAACCCUAACCCUACCCAAAGCUCAACCCUAUCCUAACAUGAAUCGAACCCUUAACCUUGCCCCAACCAUAAACCUUACCACGAGCGUUAACCUUAACCCCAACUAAACCCUAUAAUUCUAAAUUCUAACUCCAACCCAUAUUGGCUGAUUUGAUGCGGUGGUCUAGCAGCCAUCCAAUUGUCUUGGGGACAAAACUGUGAAUUUGGAACUGGUCUUCCCGAGCCCUGCAAGAGUACCUUGAGUAAGGCAGAGGCAAGAAUCCACAAUUUGAUGUGAUUUUUUUCUUUGGUAGUAAAACAGAACAUGGGCAUACAUGAUUUUGUCAGUGACUGCUAAAGUGUAAAGUCAUUUAUUUUUAGCAUCCACUCCCUCUGCUCUCACUCUUCAUUGUGAGUGUCUCUUAGGCCCCCCGCCUCCCGUCCCCCCUCCUCCUUACCUUUUUGUGGAAGAGGAUACGAGGCUCCCAGAUGUUGCUUCUGACUGACCAAUGGUGAGCAGAGAGGGGCCGGAUUGGCGUGCGCCCACAUUGCUCCAUCUUUUUAAAAACCACCGGCCUCCUGCCUCUGCCUGGACAACUUCUGCCUGAGCGGCGACAACACCUCUCAACGUCUCUCUCACACACCUGACGGGGUGGGGGGACAAGUUCUCUGCGCUGAACCCUCCGCUGUGGGAAUCACAGAGCACAACAAUUGGCGAGUGGAAGAGAGGCACCAUGACGGGAUUAAAAACAGUGACCUUCCUGCUCUCUUGCUUGGCUUCUGUGGCUCUGGGUCAAGGAUUUGAAAGCAAGAGUCCAUCAUACAGGAACAGGAGGGCGGUACCAAACACUUUUACGGACACAGGAACCGCAGACGUGACGGAGUGGACAUCAUGGUUUAAUAUUGACCACCCUGGGGGAAAUGGUGACUAUGAGCGUCUGGAGGCCAUACGUUUUUACUACCGGGAGAGAGUCUGUGCAAGACCCACAGCAAUGGAGGCCCGAACCACAGACUGGGUGGCGGCAGCAGACACUGGGGAAGUGGUCCACUCCAGUCUGGAGAAGGGCUUCUGGUGCAUCAACAAGGAGCAACCCCUUGGACGCAUCUGCUCCAACUACCACGUCCGCUUUCAGUGCCCCCCAGACCAGAGUUUCUGGACAAAAUGGGGCGAGUGGGGUCCGUGCACAACCACCGUUUGCAACGAUGUGGGCAUUCAAGUGCGCCAGAGGAGAUGCAUGAGCAUGCAGCCGAUGCCGCUACUCUUGGUCCCCGCAUGCCAGGGACACCAUUCAGAGAGGAGGGAGUGCUCCACCCCGUCAUGUACAGCCAAGUGGGGGCCAUGGGGCCGCUGGGGGUCCUGCUCUGUGACAUGCGGCGGAGGUCGGAGAACCAGGAGGAGGACGUGCGUGAGGACCUCGACGACAGUGCAGUGCACUGGGCGGCCUGUUGAAACACAAAAAUGUGGGAAGAGUCCAUGUCCAGUUAAAUGUCAGCGCGUGUGCACCGAGGGGCGCCCUGACGAAGACUGCAGACGCUGUGUGUGUGACGGCCAUGUUCUGCGUGGUGAAGUGCACAGUGUGACUGGGGUCCCUGUAGCAGGGGCGUGGGUGGCUUUCACCAGCCACCCCAAAGUCAUCCGUGCCCGAACGGAUGCCAAAGGUCAAUUCAGGCUAAAAGGAAUUUGCUCGUCAGAUAUCGUCUCACUCACCAUCAGGAAGGACAAGUUUGCCCCCAUCACUGUCUUCUCCAGCAGUAACAGCACAGGCUUGUCCUGGGUGUCGGCUGUCCUCAGAUCAGCUGAUAAGCCCUACAUUGUGAAGCACCCCGAGGACAAGGUGCGAUAUGAGGGCGGGCGGGCGAUGUUGUGCUGCAAGGCAACAGGAUCACCGACACCUGACAAAUACUACUGGUACCACAACGGGACUCUGCUGGACAGAAAAGUGUACAAGUAUCAAGAAGACCUUGUAUUGAAGGACCUGAAGCAAGAACAGUCUGGACAGUAUUAUUGCAAAACCAGCAGUGCAGCAGGCAGCAUUAAGUCCUCGCCAGCAUCCCUAACUGUCAUUGCAAAAGGAAUUACAGCAUGCAAUUCCACCCCCGAGGCGCAUCUGAUCAGACUGCCGCUGGACUGCGUUCAACCUGGGACAGACUCCAAGUUUUACAACGCUGGCCGCUGCCCUCAUAACAAAUGCGCUGGCUCACUCGACUAUGAUAUGCGCUGCAGAGACGGAGACGGCUUUUGCUGCGGCGUCCAAGCAAUGGAAAGCCGGACCAUCGACUGUGGGAGCUACAAUCUCCCAAUCAGGACCGUAUCCCAGUGCAGCUGUCAGAAGUGUGUGCAACCAACAGUGCUGGUGCGUGGCAGAGUGGUCACAGCAGAGAAUGGUGAUCCACUGAGAUUUGGCCACAUCUACAUUGGUAAAGAGAGGGUGGGCACCACUGGAUACCAGGGAGGUUUCACCUUGCAAGUUACUCCUGACACACAGAGAUUGGUGGUGAAUUUUGUUGACCCCACUGAGAAGUUUCUAGACACUCCGAAGGUCUUCAUUUUGGACAAGAAGGGUGGAUCCAUCUACCAUGACGUGAAGGUGAUGAGGAAGCAGGCUCCGAUUGACAUCAAUGCAGGAGAGACCAAUUCUAUUAACCUGGGAGAAAUAAAAGGGGAAGACCCAAUUGGGCAGUUGGUCAUUCCAGCCAAUUCCUUCCACAAAGACAAUGGAGACGUUUACGAGGGAACCGUAAAAGCCAGUGUCACUUUCAUAGACCCAAGAAAUAUCACUACGGCUUCUGCUACACCGGGCGACCUUAACUUUGUGGACAGCGAGGGUGACAUGCUCCCUUUGAGGACAUACGGCAUGUUCUCUGUUGACUUCCGGGACGAGAGCAACAAGCAGGUACUUGGUGCUGGAGCGGUUCAAGUCCUUCUCGACACACAGCACGUCAAAAUGCAAGAGCAUAUCCCCAAAAUGAAACUGUGGUCUUUAAACCCCGACACUGGAGUGUGGGAGGAGGAAGGCGACUUCUCUAGCACCACAACUACCGGUGGACACGGGCGGAGCAAACGAGAGGAGCGUACCUUCCUCAUUGGCAACAUGGAGAUCAGAGAGCGUAGGCUCUUUAACUUGGACGUGCCUGAAAGCAGACGUUGCUAUGUCAAAGUUCGUGCCUACAUGAGCGACAAGUUCCUUCCCGUUGAACAGCUGGAAGGCGUUGUGAUCAGCUUGAUAAACUUGGAACCCAAACCUGGUUACUCCUCCAACCCUAGAGCAUGGGGCCGCUUCGACAGCGUCAUCACCGGCCCUAAUGGGGCCUGUUUACCUGCUUUCUGUGACGCCCAGAGGCCUGAUGCCUACACCGCUUAUGUAACAGCCAUGAUGGGUGGUGAGGAACUGGAGGCAGCCCCCUCCUCGCCAAAGAUGAAUCCAAAUAUCAUUGGAGUAUCUCAGCCAUAUCUGGAUAAAAUUGACUACCAGCGCUCUGACCAUGAAGAUCCAGCUUUGAAGAAAACAGCAUUCAGAAUUAAUCUAGCAAAGCCCAACCAAAAUAACCUCGAUGAGACCAAUGGACCCAUAUAUCCAUACCAGAAUUUAAUAGCCUGUGAAAAUGCACCGGUUGAUUCAAACCAUUUCAGAUUCUUUAGGGUGGAAAAGGACAAGUAUGAAUACAACGUUGUUCCCUUUGAGGAGAAUGAUCUGACAACCUGGACAGGGGACUACCUCUCUUGGUGGCCUAACCCUCAAGAGUUCCGAGCAUGCUUCAUUAAGGUUAAAGUCCAAGGACAAAAGGAAGUGAUGGUCAGGUCUAAGAACCUAGGAGGAACACACCCAGAGACCAAAGGCAAACUUUAUGGCAUCCGGGAUAUACGCAGCACUCGAGACAUGCGAGAGGCCAAUACGUCGGCAGCUUGUGUGGAGUUCAAAUGUAGUGGCAUGUUGUUCGAUCAAGCUGAAGUGGAUAGAUCUCUUAUAUCUGUCAUUCCACAAGGGAACUGUCGCAGGAUCGCCACCAACAACCUCCUGCAAGAGUACCUCAUCAAACACCCUCCAGUGGCGCAAAACAACGACUCCAAUGCCUUCACCAUGUUAGCUCCCGUGGAUCCUUUGGGGCACAAUUACGGCAUAUAUACCGUCACGGACCAGAAUCCCAGGGUUGCAAAAGAAAUCGCUAUUGGCCGCUGCUUUGACGGCACCUCGGACGGUUUCUCCAGAGAGAUGAAGACAGACUCCGGUGUAGCUUUGACUUUCAGCUGCCCUGAGAGGAAAAUCAACAGAGAGAGCCUCUUCCAGCGUCUGCAGACCAAUCCGGGUCAGACGCUGUCACAGAUGGCGAGGGACAUGAGGGAGAUGGAAGGCAUGCAGGUGCGGAGGUCAUCCACUCGAGUGGUGGCCUAUCCCUCCGAGCAACAGGGCAGGACCCAGAGUCGUAGAGUUGGCACUACAAGCAGGAGCAGGGUGGCUCUGCGCACACAACAACGCCAAUGAUCAGAAGAUCGUCACUCAAGGCGACUCAUCCUAAGGAACUAAAACCUGACAUUCUGUUGAUGGGAAGGCACUUGCUUCUUCUCUACUGUGGAAACUCCCGUGUUGAGCCUGGCUGGAGAUAUACAAUAAUCUUAUACUGACUUGAAGGGUUUGUUAUAUUCUGUUUCUAUUCCUGUGCCUCCUGAAAGACAUACAGUACAUCUUGUGCUUAUAUGAAAAGCUGGCAUGUAUCUCAAGACUCUGGUGACAUUUUAUGGAUGAAAGACGUGUUUUCUAGAAACUGUUCAUGGUGGAGCCAUUACAAAAAUUGGCCUUUGCUGAAAGAAAAAGUUGCAAACACUGAGCCCUUGUUCAAAUGGAGAGACUCCAGAGACGCGUUCAAUAAAGAGCGAUUGUGCCGUGUCCUCCAGGUAAGAGAGGAAGUUUUCAUCUACUUUCCUCAAUGUUUGCAUCAACAUGACACUCUGCCAUCUGUGAUUCAUUCACACACCAACGCAAACGAGCAUCUCUAGUAGUGUGCAAGACAAUAAUCAGUGCAUUCAUCAAUAUUUCCCCCGUACGGACGCUCAUUAGGGUCAAAACGGACAUAUUUUUGUUUUAAAUAUUGCAAACAACUACAUAAUAAUAAUAAUUAAUCAAAAGCAUAUCUUAAACCGUAUGCUACGAGAGCUAUACCCAAGGCUACAGUAUCAACGUGCAAGGACAAAAACAUCAAUUUCCGUGGAACCUGUGUCAUCACGGAGUGUUUCUUUUUACAUUUUUGCUCUGUGUGUUUUACACUUAUGGAUGUUAAACGCUUGUAUACACAUAAUUGGGUUUAUGAAAUGCCUGCCCAAACACCAAGUGUGAAAUUCCACAACCGAGUCAUGUUUAUUUUAGCUUCCUAAUAUAAAACAAUUUACGAUAUUUAAAGGCCAGCACAUUGCGUAUGACUGUUACUGCAGUAGAGGGGACGGCGUGAGCAGUGGCUCAUUUGCAUGCCACCGGACAGCACCCCGAAACUGACUGUUCUGAACAAGGCUAUAAAAGGGUUUUUAAGUGUGCUCUAAUUCAUGAUCCUCGGGGUAUUUUGACCGAAACAUUACACAUACGUGUUGUUAAGACAGCUACAUUGCAUAAUCCUUUCAAGGUUCUAUUGUACAUCAAAUCAAUCUGAGUGAUUUCAUGUAGUAUCCGACACAACGGGGGCAUUUUUAAAAUCAAAUUGAUGCUCAACAGUAGGUACUCACUUCACGUCACCUGUCUACCGGUCUCAUUUGUGUCAGGGAAUACUAUUCUGUCAAACGAAGAAACCUGUUGAUUUUCUAUUAAUAGCUACAGCAUCGUCAUUGCAUGAAGAAAUAACAAUUAAAAGCUUUCACAGUAGUGGCACCACCCUGGAAUGAGUUCGAUUUUAUAGUUUGACAAAGUAGAGGUCGAUCAGCAUACAGGAACAGAAAGUUCCACUGUAGAAUCCUGUUGAUUUCAAAUAGUAUCCAACACUGAGCUGUCGAUGCAGCUGAGGUCGGCUAGUCGUCUACCAGUCCUAAAUGUCCACUGACAAACUUUCAGCGGCUUUUUCACAAUAUCACACCAAGUAUCCUACUGAUUUGGAAUAAAAAUGCUAUCUAAUAUACAGGAUCAUUGUAAAAUUUUGUAGUUAGCAACCGUACACCCUACCUUCCCUACCAGUAACAAACUAGUGAGCGACCCAGUCUGACAAACAUCCACCCUGCAAGGAGGACAAAACCUGGAUCUAUCUAUGUUAGACUAAUUGCCCUACCCUAUUGAUUUUGAAUGAACUUACUAUACAACAUAUGGCGCCAUAGGAGAAAUCUCGCAAAUAACCAUAUAUUUGUAUUAUAACCCCACCCUCACCUCUCUGAUCAUAAGCAUAGUCGGGUUUGAUGGGUGGAUGAAAACAAACUGCAGCAGAUGUUGCAUCCAACCUGCAAAAGAGAGACAAUAAUUGAAUCCAGGUGUGUAGAGAGAUGGAAUCUACAUACACACACACACAAAAGCAAUAGUGAGGUCUAUCAGGUCAUUUGGCGUUAACAUCUGCAUAGCAACUGGAGGAAAUGUUAGAGAGAGGAUGACCUAGUGAUAGAUGAAACACUGUUUGGUAAAGGCAGGGAAAAAGUGAAGUAAUUGGGGUCUUCGCAGUCCAUCACCAGGGGUUUCACAAGUGGUUGCACAUGGAAGCCGGAAGGCUUUCGCCAGAGAGUGCUUUGACAGCAGCGACGGCUUAUUCAUGAGAAGAACUUAUGAGGGGGGGGGGGUUGAACGACAAGGUAACAAUAAUAGCCCUUCCAAGGCCUCACAUGGGAAACUCGGCCUGCAGCGGAACUUCAAAGGCAACUUAAGAGGCAAAACAUUUGCAGCGUUUUGGGGAUGAAAUGAUGCGAGUUUAAGCAGACAAAGCACACAAAAACAAGAUUUAUUCUGUGUGGAAAGAAAAUGUUUAUCUCAGCGGGAAAGGGCAUUCUUGGGAAUAGCACUUUCACUUUGCAGCGCGUCGUAAAAUGUCAGGCUGAAGAAUGAAUCACAGCUUUUUGUCUGGCAACUUUCUGAAAAGAUUCAACCGACUCUCGGACACACACACUAUUUAAUCUGCUGUGACUUUCACACAGAACCCAACAAAAGUGAGACUGUGACACAACUGUUGCUGUAGCAACACUGGUAUUAAAAUUAUUGCCAGACAGCGACAAUUGCUCUCAACGUAACAGGGCAGAAGCAGGAAUUGUCAGGUGUUAAAACUUUUCACCUGUGUCUUGGGAUUGAGACACCCUUGUACACAGGUGGCUCUCCAAAGGCAGAAAAUUGCUGGGUCGUCCCCAUAUUACAUGUCAGUGCAGUUUAUACAGAACAGGCACAAUAAAGUUAAAGGUUAUACACAACCUCUCCAAUGUAUUAAUAAUACAUUUGUUGUUUUUUUUUUCUCCAUAUUUUACUGUGGAUGCAAAACCGGUCAUUUUUUCAAGGGUUAAUAUGGUUUAUUUACAUACCCUGAUUCAAAUGUGCACAAUAUCUCAUUAAUUUGGAUUUAUGUUCACUCAAUGACAAGGCAAGAACCCCAUUGAUUUGAUAUGAUUUGAUACUUUUGAUUCCCAAAUGGUCUUCCAUGCACUUGAUGUAGCUGGAGUUGUUUCAUAUAAAAUGCAACAUCCCUCCAUCCUUCCAUUUUCUUACGCUGAUCCGGGUCCCGGUCGCAGGGGCAGCAGCAUCAGCCCCAACAUGUUUAUUAUUUAAAAUACUUCUUUUAGUGCCACUGUGCUACAGGAAGCCACCUUGAAUUAUGCUGUCGACGAGCUCCUGUCUUACAGAACACUGCAAAAAACAGCUUUCAUAUUGUAGCAUUAACACUUGCAUGGUGACACCAGUCUCUUCGUUGUUUUUUGUAUCUGUUUGGAACGAUGUCUUCAUGUGUAAAUGAUGUAUUGUAUAAACUUUGUAUGAAUAAGAGACUGUAAAUAAAUGUUUUUUGACGGAG